Molecule: messenger RNA, 1805 nt
Organism: Geodia barretti
Lineage: Eukaryota; Metazoa; Porifera; Demospongiae; Tetractinellida; Geodiidae
Source: the annotation of a GenBank genome assembly
GCAGCUAGCUAGCUUUAGCCAGAAGCAGAGGAGGGAAAAUGAGGACCGGUAGCCUGAUAGUUGCCGUGAUGUUUCUGGCGUGUUUGGCAGCGGUGGAAGGCUAUCACACGUCAAUCAAACGAGCUCGUGAAAUUCCCUCAUUGCUGGCCGUUGGACGCCGAUGAUGAAAACGACGAGCCCAUUGACUGCGGAGGCCUCACGAUGGAGUGGAGAAGGCGGCCCGACAAGCCUGAAGUCACAGUAGGAGGCACUGUCCAUUUCGCUGUCAACAUCACCUCCACUGACAUUCAAUUCAAUGAUGAUCUAGCUGCCCUGUGUGUGAGGGACUGUCCGGCCCACUGCAAUGUGACGCCACAGGACUGCUGUGUUUGGCAUGCAACUCUCCUCACCUGUUCUCUUCGCCCUGGCGAUGACUUUGAUUUAUGUGUUCCAUGGAGUGAGCGCAAUGUAGUUCGAACUGAGACGAUGUGUGGGCCGUUUGGUUUGUACAAUGCCUCCAUAGUACUGUCUGAGCCCGGGUUCAGAAUCAUCAUCUACCACCUGCAAGUGGGGAACGUGUCCAUAGUUCUCGGUGACUACAUUAACAUAAGGGGUGCUGGUAAGGUCUUCACUAUUAUUAUAUGCUGGAAGAAAGUAAUAAUGAUAUCUCUGCACAUCCAGUAUGUGGAGAUAUGAUGUGUCACAAAGCUGUUGAAGAUUGUGUUUCCUGCCCAGUGGACUGCUGUGCAGUGGAAUUGGGCACUGUGGUCUCGGUUGCUUUUUUGGUGGUGGUGAUAACAGCUACGAUAGUGACCACCCUCUCCGUAGCUGGGUGUGUUGUUUACCGCAAGAAGAAGCGAAUCGGAGAUGAGAGUUGGAUCAUCAACUAUAGUGACAUUACCACCAACCCUAAGAGAGCCAUGUCCAGUCUCCAAAGUCUCAACAAGAGAAGAGGCAGCACUGGUGGCUCCCUCACCUCUGCAUUAGACCUUCAGGCACAACAGGUCUUCGCUGAAAUAGGAGCAUAUGAAGGUAAAACUGUUGCCAUCAGAAGAAUUCGAAUGAAGAGAUGCAUAUUUGCUGGGUGUGGUAGCAUCUCGUCUCAAUUAAGAAAAGAAGUCUUUCAAAUAAGGUAUCUGGAGCACCAGAACCUGUGUAAGUUCAUAGGAGCCACAGUGAAAGACCCUACACCCAACAUAGCUAUCAUCAGUGAAUACUGCUCCAAGGGUAGCCUCAAUGAUGUUCUACUGAACGAUGAUGUUCCUCUCACAUGGAACUUUCGAUUCUCAUUUGCCGGGGACAUCGCUCGUGGAAUGGCCUUCCUUCACUCUCACGGCAUCACACACGGUCGACUUACCUCUUCAAACUGUGUCAUUGAUGAUAGAUGGGUCACUAAAGUCACAGAUUACGGUCUGCCUGCUCUGAGGUAUGGGGAGGAGAGUGGGGAGGAAGAGGAGGAAGAGGCCGGCGAACAGCUGCAGAGGAUUGUUCCAAAGGUUUAUCGUGCCCCUGAAGUAAGAGACCUUCCUCCACAGAAACCCUCCAGUUCUCAGCCUGCAGACGUGUACAGCUAUGCCAUCAUCCUCUAUGAAAUAGCCACUGGAAUGGAUCCACACUCUGAGAAUACCUGGCAACUGGAUGCUAACUUCAAGCCUAAGAUAAACCAGGGCCAGCUGAGUAACACAAAGUGUCCUUGCUCUCAAGACUAUCUCAAUCUCAUCAACAAGUGCUGGACCUUCAGUCCUCAGACUAGACUCACGUUCGAUAGAGUCAAGAAAGAGUUGAGAAACAUUAACCCCUCCAACACCAGCGCCCUCGCAUGGACA